CGCGACGCUCAGGGCGCGGUCGACGCACACUGCGAGUGUACUGUCUGUAUACAACAGCAGGCCGGUCAGGCCGAAGCAACGAAAUGGAUCUGAAAGGAAAAGUGGCGCUCGUUACGGGAGGUGCGACUGGUUACGGCAGGGAGUACUGCAAGGAGCUGUACAGGAACGGUUGUAAGGUGUCAAUUUGUGAUAUAAAUACAGAUGCAGGUGAAGAUUUACUUCAUCAAAUGGGAAAGUCCAGUAAAGAGGUUAUAUUUUGCCCCUGUGAUGUUACCGAUUACCUACAAUUUGAAGAGGCAUUCCAAUCCACAAUAUCAAAAUUAGGUGGGGUCGAUAUUGUUGUAAAUAAUGCAUCCGUUAUGAACGACCGGUUAUGGGAAUUAGAAGUCGACGUAAAUUUAAACGGCGUAAUCAGGGGGCUCCUCCUGGCCAUGCGCUUCCUCGGCAAGGACAGGGGCGGACCGGGCGGCGUCGUGGUGAACGCGGGCUCCUGCAGCAGCGACCGCCCCUUCGUGUCUCUGCCGGUGUUCACGGCCACCAAGCACGCGGUGGCCGCGCUGACCAGGUCGUACGGCGACCAGUACCACGUUAGACUGACCGGGGUGCGGGUGGUGAGUCUGUGCCCCACACCGACCGAGGCGGCGCUGACCGGGGACCCCAGGAAGCGGAUACUGAGCACCGAGUACGAGCAGGCCUGGCAGAAUGACAUCGCCAACACGGCCAUCAUAAGACCCGAAAGCGUAGCGAAGGCCCUGGUGGACGUGAUUCAAAAGGCUCCAAGCGGAUCGAGUUGGCUGGUCGAAGCAGGCGGCCCCCCACGACAGUUAUCGGUAUUUCCUUAAUAAAUAAAACUUUAUACCAAGAAAAUACCGAUAAAAUUAAAAAUUGUUGUGUUUGAGCGAUAUUUAUCAAAUUGAGCGGGUUUGUUUUGAAUUUGAAAAAUUCAGCUUUUAAAAAAGCCACGUCAUAUAAGUACACUUAAAUUAUAUUCGCUUAGAUUUUUAUAUUUAUUCUAUUUAGUAUGCAU
Messenger RNA from Brassicogethes aeneus, 1027 nucleotides. Lineage: Eukaryota; Metazoa; Arthropoda; Insecta; Coleoptera; Nitidulidae. The record is from the annotation of a GenBank genome assembly.